AUGGGCUCCUCCAGCUCCAUGUCCAGCCCCGCCGAAGCGCCGGCAGCGGCGGCAGCGCCGGCAGCGCCGGAAGCGGCGGAAGCGGCGGGUCCGGGGGCCUCUGUGGCGGUGCUGGGGCUGAGCGGAGAGACGAUCACGACAAAGAGUGUAGGGCCCAAGGUGAGCAUUCGCGAACUGAAGGCGAGUCGAAGGGCCGAACGGGCCGAAGGGGGAGGAGACUGA
Effrenium voratum is the source of this 222-nucleotide messenger RNA. The record is from the annotation of a GenBank genome assembly. Lineage: Eukaryota; Dinophyceae; Suessiales; Symbiodiniaceae.